AUGAAGCAGGCCGAGGCCACCGUCCGCGUCGUGCCGCGCCGUCCGCGCCGCGGCCGCCACCCGCCGCGUUCCCGCCGGCCCCGCAGCCGCCGCGUGCCGGCCUGCCGCCAGCCAGACGGCCAGCGUGCAGUUGACGCUCGAGUUGUUUGUUGCGACGGAACGAGAGCGUCGUGCGCGUUGGCGGAAAUGAGGCGGGACGCCGGUGACGUUCAAACCAGCGCUGCAAUGGUGUUUCCAGUGAAGACGAAUUUGAGAGCAAAAUGGAAAACACCUGAGAGAUCAUACAGCGAAGUGUGCAAGGAUGACAACGGGUCUAAUCAGCACGUGAUUGGCAAAAAGCGCCUUGGCCUUUGUUGCCUACUUGGAGCUUCUGAGAGACUCCGUCACUCAUCGGUCGAGUUCCGACUGCAACGCAAUAAAAAUUAUGUUCCAUCUGAAUUCAUUCAGCCGCAUUCUCUCCUUAUGUCCACUUCGCUCACUCAGAACACGACGGUCCGCAGAGCUACGAAGGGGAUACCAGAGUCACGAUGGACACGAAGAUUAAAACUGCAAUGCACUUGGUUGACUCUGUUUCAUAAAUUUCUCGAAGUCACUUGCUGGACACGACUCCACUCAGGAAGAGAAGGACAACAGUUGCCAGUUGCCUGCGGUGCUGUUGCUCUUGGGCGAAGAAGUCCCCGACCCUUCCAGAAUAAGCAUCAAGAGAGAACGCGACGAGGACAUGGGUCGAAUCCUUUUCAUAAAUUUCUUAAAGGACAAAAGACCAAAACAGAUGCUACGUCAGAAGACCUCUUCUUCCAGUCUGGUAGCGAAGGAGUCGCCAAACAAACUCAGUGCCAAUACGAAAGAGCGCAAACUCCAAACUCAAGG
This is a messenger RNA of Gryllus bimaculatus (two-spotted cricket), 870 nucleotides long. NCBI's taxonomy places the organism in Eukaryota, Metazoa, Arthropoda, Insecta, Orthoptera, Gryllidae. The record is from the annotation of a GenBank genome assembly.